AUGGAACGAAGUUUCUUUGAUUAUGUUAAUUUAUCAGUUGCACGUUACCAUCAAUUUAAUAAAAUUCUUCGUUUUCUUCCAUUGAAUGAUAUUCAAUCACUUUCAAUUAAUAAUGAAACAUGUUCACUGCAACUAACUUGUUGGCCUUAUCUACCUCGUUUGAGAACUUUACGUAUCAUUGGUGUCUACAAUCAUAAUGAUCUUUUGAUUUUUCUUUUACUUCAUGCAGCCACACUCACUCAUCUCAUUAUGAAAUCAAACGAAAGAUUGAUUCCGGAUGGUUUCUCAAUUAAAUUCAUAUAUACAAUAGCGGAUAUUGCGAAGUUAAUAAAAAAUAUUUUUUUUAUUCGUUUGCCUGCACUUCGAUCGCUUGAUUUGGGCAUGAAUUAUUAUGGAACAUGUUGGCCUAUUACUACUGCAGUAGUUCCACUUACUUAUCUGCGUCUUGAUUUUCCAUGCAUGGACACUUUACUUCGUCUUAUAUCGACAACACCACUCUCUGACACAUUACAUCAAUUACAUGUUAAAAUAGGUGAUAGUCGUUCUCCUGUAUCAAUCUCUAAUCUGUCUAUUCGAAUGAUUAAUUUACGUACAUUUACUCUUGUUCAAGCAUUUUUCUCAAUGUUAACAAUUGAAUGGACAAUUUUCGAAAUAUUGACAUCUUCAAAUAUAAUGCCUGUUCUUCAACGUGCUAAUGUGUCUCUUUUCAUUAAUUUUAAUGAUUUAAAUCGUAUUUGUUCAUCAGCAUUUUUUACUGAUCAUCGUCAUAUUGAUGUUCAUUUCGCUUUUAAUCUUAUUAAUUGUCCUCAAUAUAUCCAAAUGACAGAAUAUAUUCCACAUGGUAAUCGUUUUCAUCCACGAGAAAUUGUUGGUGUGACAUUUCUUGUUAAUCAUCUGUCUGACAGAUCAGAAUGGCUCACUGAUGAUGAUCCUUUUAAAGAAAAAGGAAAUCUUUGUUAUUUUCAUAAUCUAACUCCUGUAUCUAUACGUUAA
Molecule: messenger RNA, 993 nt
Organism: Rotaria sp. Silwood2
Lineage: Eukaryota; Metazoa; Rotifera; Eurotatoria; Philodinida; Philodinidae
Source: the annotation of a GenBank genome assembly